ACUUUAAUAGGACCCAUAACGUGUCUACUCAGUAGAUCCAUGAUGUGAUUUUCAAUUGUUUUUCACCCACUAAAACUUUUAUUUCUUCUGUUUCUUCCUUAUAUUUCCUCUCUCUUUCUUCCAGGAAAAAAGAAAAAACCACAAGGAAAUUAAGCCAUGUCGAACAACAAAGGAAAAGAUGUGGCAGAAGGAUCAUCAUCAAGAUCAUCUGCUUCUUCCGGUGGCGGUGAUCAGCAGCAGCCACCACCGCCGCUGAGCCGCUACGAGUCACAGAAGCGGCGGGACUGGAACACUUUCGGUCAGUAUCUGAGGAACCAAAGGCCGCCGGUGGCGCUUUCACAGUGCAACUCCAACCACGUGCUUGAAUUCCUGCGCUACCUAGACCAGUUCGGAAAGACUAAGGUGCACUUACAAGGUUGCGUGUUUUUCGGGCAGCCCGAGCCGCCUGGCCCUUGCAUUUGCCCGCUUAGACAAGCGUGGGGCAGCCUAGACGCCCUCAUCGGCCGGCUUAGAGCUGCCUAUGAAGAAAAUGGAGGCUUGCCGGAGACAAACCCAUUUGCAAGCGGCGCUAUCCGGGUUUACUUGCGCGAGGUGAGGGACUCCCAAGCCAAGGCUCGGGGAAUCCCAUAUAAGAAGAAAAAGAAGAAGAGAAAUCCAGUGAAGCCCAACGAUGAUAAUUCCAGCUUUCCUACCCAGUAAUCUGGGAAAAUGGUUCCUAAAUAAUUAAUUCAAAGUCCUGAAUCACCACUGUGUUUUGAAGCUCUAUUGUAUGGAGAUCGAUUGCAAUUUUCAACUCUUCCUUGGAUCAAGUCGUUUGAUGUUUUCUAUGGCUCAGCACUGUAUUUAUUGUUUACAUGACAAUUAUAGCUUGAAGUUAAGAGGGGAAAAACUGAAAUGAUCUGGUAAGUUCCUCUCUUUUAUCCACGCCUCUUUUUGUAAGUAAUCAGCACACUAAGAAAUGUAAGCUUAUAUCCAUAAAUUAUGUGCAAGUUUAUUUAUGUUCA
This is a messenger RNA of Alnus glutinosa, 1004 nucleotides long. Its product is annotated as protein LIGHT-DEPENDENT SHORT HYPOCOTYLS 7-like. Bases 157 to 699 code for a protein of 180 amino acids. Lineage: Eukaryota; Viridiplantae; Streptophyta; Magnoliopsida; Fagales; Betulaceae. Gene Ontology annotation, biological process: mRNA transcription; response to light stimulus. The transcript has 2 exons. Gene Ontology annotation, cellular component: nucleus. The record is from RefSeq and is a predicted model, not a curated record.